AUGAGUCGAUUGGCGAUGAAUGGAGCAGCUAUUCGCGUGUUACGUGGCUUAGGAAACCCGUUGCCGCGAGCUGGAGGUCCAAUGAGACCUAUGUUAUUUGGUGAUCUCAGACAAGUGCAUAACACCGCUAAAAAACAUCACACUUCGUUAAUGACGUCCGAUGUAAAGCAUUCUACGUUCCAUAAAAUGUCUUUGAACGCACUGAAGAGUGAGUGUCGGGUUCGCGGUCUCAAAGUGUCCGGGAGGAAAGCAGAGCUCGUGGAUAGGAUAACAUCUUUCGAGGGUAAGGCUAAGCCCGUUCAAAAGAGGCACAUUAAUACCAAACAACCAUCAAAAGUAGAUUCGAAGCCGAAAGAGACGGUAUCCAAACAAUUGUUCGAUAUAACAACCGAUGUUAGGACUACUAUUCCACGGUCUGUUUUUACCAUGAAAACACCUUCACUUAAGGAGCAGGCUCCUAGACUAGGUGGUAAUACGCUGAAAUCCGAGAAUGUCACGAAUACAAAGACAACGGAUCAAACGGUUCUCGGCGACACCAUCUUUGUUGAAGAGAAAUUAACUUUGAAAGAUAAGCUCUUCCUAUUGGGAUUUGGGACAAUAACAGCACUUUGGUGGGGAAGCGAGAGUGGAGAGCAGGUUUAA
Molecule: messenger RNA, 642 nt
Organism: Torulaspora delbrueckii
Lineage: Eukaryota; Fungi; Ascomycota; Saccharomycetes; Saccharomycetales; Saccharomycetaceae
Gene: AIM34
Product: Aim34p
Exons: 1
Coding region: 1-642 (213 amino acids)
Source: RefSeq, a predicted model, not a curated record